AUGUCUCCACCACUCAAUAAUUUCCCCUCAAACAAAAAAGAUACCCCUUACUCCACCCCUACUUUCCGGUUUCCGGCGGCAUCCCCUCGCCGGACGGCGUCGUUCUCGUCGGAAUCAUCCUUCGAUUCCCUUUUCUCCUCCAACGACGACGAAUCCUACCCUCCGUACAACCCUGGCACCCCUCUCAAGCUCAAAGGCAUCCCGUUUUCUUGGGAACGAAUCCCCGGAAUCCCCAAAUCCCGUCAACCGAAAAACGACAAGUUCAACAAAUAUUCCGGCCAUCUCCUCCCUCCGCCGCCGGCCGGAAAAUCAUUCUGCCGCCCGGCCGAUGGGUCUUUUCGCCGGGACCCAUUUUUCACGGCGCUAGUCGAGUGCUCCAAGGAUGACGAUGGCCGUGGAGCGAAUUUCGGCAAUUUUAGCUCCAAGAUUACGAGGACUUUAAGCGAUAGGUUCGGGCUCGUGGGCAAGUACGCUUCGUGCAAGAGCACUUGCACGGUCUCGGACUCGAUCAUGUGUCAGUCAAGACCGGGCCCGCAUUAUCUCGUCUACCGUCUUUAG
This is a messenger RNA of Striga asiatica, 558 nucleotides long. The record is from the annotation of a GenBank genome assembly. NCBI's taxonomy places the organism in Eukaryota, Viridiplantae, Streptophyta, Magnoliopsida, Lamiales, Orobanchaceae.